AGACGACGAGCGACUCUCACCAACUAACACUCCGCGACGUAAAUAAGUCCCGCAUGUUUCUGCGAAUAAAUAUUUAAUUAUGACAUAUUUUAAUAGAGUGUGAGAGGUUAUAUUUUAGUUUGAUUCAUUAUUAUCGAUUUCUGGUUGUUGCCUUAGAAAUAUUUGUGUUUUGGAUGUCGAAGUUUUUGAUGCUUCGGCGUAUGAAUAUUACAUUGGCGUCAACCUGGCCUCAGCUGUUUCCCGCCAAACGCCGCUGCCAGAAAACUGCUGUGAGGCGUAGCGUAUGUUGGUUGUCCCGCGCUGCAACGUACUAUCAGUGAAAAAUUGUGAUUAACAAAUUUACAUUUAUUUGUCAGUGAUCGAAAACUGUAUAAUUAGUGAUAACUAUGUCUGUUUAUGUCGGGAAGGAGGAAAUCGUGUUCGACGAAGGAUGUGUUGAUAAGAAGGACAUUUUAGCCAAUAUAUCCAGCAGGAUAAACAAGGGUGGUGAACCCCCAACGGCCACUAUGGAACAGGAGAAGCGGAUAAGGCGAGAAAUCGCCAACAGUAACGAAAGGAGACGUAUGCAGAGCAUCAAUAACGGGUUUCAAUCUCUAAGGUCCCUUUUACCACAUCAUGAGGGUGAAAAAUUGAGCAAGGCUGCGAUUCUUCAACAAACCGCUGAAUAUAUCUACUCAUUAGAACAAGAGAAGACAAGCCUAUUGUCACAAAAUUGUCAGCUUAAACGGCUAGUAAACCAACACGAAGGAGGCGAACUGCCACCCAAGAAGAGAAAGACUGAAUUGAUUGUUCCCACGUUAACGGCAGAAUCAUCAGAUGAAGGCAUUGGUUCGAUGUCUCCGGAACUAAUUGUAGUAAAUCAAGCAGACACUUUGGCGGAAUUGAAACAACAAUUGGAAAACGAACGCAACUUGAGGUUGAUACUGGAAGACCAGGUGAGGCAACUCGAAGCGCAGCUGUUUCAACAAACGCAGCAACAAUCUGCGCAGAUAUUCGAAUUGGAAGACAGCGAUACUGUCGGCAUGCAAUUAAUUGCUGCGGAUAGUUUACCGAUUGGUCACACGCAGACGGUGGUAUGCAGUUCAUCACCUGCUAACUCCAGGAGCUCGAGUCCGGUCACCGUGAUUCCCGAACAAAGGUUACCAUCGGUACUGGAAGCUGCAAUUAAGGCUGAACCCAAGGUGGAAGUUGAGAGACUGCCGUCACCGAAUACCUCCUCGCACGAAGAGAAUGGUAGAGUUUACAAUAUCUCGAAUACUUCCAGGCAGAACCUCGAAACUAUAGUUGAAGCUAUUAGACAUCUCGAAGGUAGUCAUAUGUUCGAUGAUGAACAAGAUGUACCUCUCGCACUUACCACAAGGUCGAUGGAAAACAAGCCUGAUAUGCACACGGCCUACCUUGAGUUCAAUGCUACGACUGUCCAGCAAUACCAACAGUCCCGACCGGGAGUAAUUGUUGUUAAACAGGCAUCGUGAUCGAAGAUAAUUCACUUUGCCAGUUUGUCAACUAACGGACAGGCAGGGAGACAGUACUAAAAGUGACGGCUUCGGGUUCUGAGAACAGAGCCCCCUUUCUUGAAUAAAUUAUCCAAAUAUAGCAAAAAUGUUAUGACGAUGUUAAGUUCCAUUUUAUUCAUCGAUAAAUGGGCUGGCCUUUCAUGUGAAUGUUUUUUUCUUCUCUCUAAUUUAUUAUUAUUAUUUUUUGUUCGUCCUUAUAAUAUUAAGAGCUGUAGAACGUUUUGUAAAUCAGUCGAAUGAAGUGCAACGGAAAUUUUGACACGUUUUCUUGUCGUUUUGAAAUAUGUUGGUACCAAAUCGCCAAAAAUUCUAUUCAAUAAAUAUAAAAGGUAAUUAAAUUGAAUUUAUCGAAACGUUCACCAGCUCAAAUGUGUUUUUUCGUUUACCCCCAUCUAAAUAAAAAUUCGUACAUUUUUCUACUUGAAUUAUAGCGAAAUUUUAGGUCGAAUAAUCGGGUGGGGAAGAAUCACAUAAUGGAAAAAAUACAUUUUUUGGCAAUUACUUUCAAAUAGGAAAAUAAAACGAUUAUGCCAUCGAAUAAAUUAUAUAAUUAUGGGAGGGUGAGUUUAAAAGGCUAAAUGUCGUUUUAUUUUUUUUCCAAAAAGUGUAACAUUUUGUGUCAUCCAUUAUCUAAGAAUUAAUUCCCACCUUAAAUUUAUUUGCUACAAAGUCGGUAUAUAUAGCAGAAAAUAAUGAUUAUAUGUUUGAAAUUGGAACAAUUUCUUAUUUGUUAACUCGAAAUUCAAAUACUUUUCAUCACAAUAUGUAUUUUCUUUAUCAGUCACUUUCUUGUAAGUUUACAAUCUGUUUGUACAAAUUUGUGUGACUUAUUCAUAGAUUUCUCAAUUUGCUUUGAUAUCCAUCAAUAGUUUUCAUCUCCAAUGGAUGUUGAUGCUUAAAAUGGUUCUUUCUUUAAAAUUAUUAACAAAUAUAACUAUUUUCAAUGAAGAUGAGUAAUACUUGCCACUACUUUAAAGAGUUAAAUAAUCAAUAGUUGAAUUUUUCAGUUCCUCGAAAGGGUUCAACAAAUCUACACAAUUUUGCAUUAUUUUCCCACUCCUCGGCUAAAAAAGAUAGAUGUUCUUGCUGUUGAUACAUUAAUUUAAUGAAGAGAUUUAGUUUGAUUGAGACAUUCUUGUAUUGUAUUCAAUUAUUUUUGGGCUAUUGUUGAAUGAGUUGCUUUUUUUUAAAAGUUUAUUUGAAUCUCCAAAUUGUUAAAUUUCCAUUACUUCAUUCUUACAUGAUCUUUCACCUCUAGUGUACCUACUUGAUUUCUUAUUGUACCCUAUUCCUCUAGUAUACAUUCAUAUAUUUCUCUAAAAAUAACUCCUGGGUAGCGAUUUUUGGAAGUAUUGCACAAUAAAUCUCCAAAAUUCAAUCAAUUUAUAUUAAUAAAACAGUUAAAUAAAGGAACUGUCACUAUUAAUGGUAAUGUUGAUUAUUGCAGAUGUUGUUCACAACAACCCUAAUUAGUCCAGAAUACCAAGGUUUCCACCUAUUUCCAUAAACCUGCAUUGAUUUAAAUAAAAUUUUGACAGUAUGUAGGGAAUUUUUCAAAAAGCAAAAUCUACCCUACGCCGAUGGAAAUUGAUAUAGAACCAAAUUUCAAGCAAAAAAUGUUCUUAGAAUAUUUUUUUCGAAAAACUUGAAUUUUUCUUAAAAAAAACACGUUUUUAAUCGAUUUUUCAUGAAUAACUAAAUACUUUUGAUUUUAUAGGAAAAAGUGUUACAAAUAAAAAUGGAGCUUAUAAAAAAGCAAAGAGAUUAGUUUUAUUUUUAAAUUUGCUUUAUGCAUAAUACAAACCGAGCAUAUAAUCAUUUUCAAAUUACUUUUAAAAAGCUUUAAAAUGAGAGUUAGUAGAACUCUCUAGCAUAAAAACUAAGAAAGUUAUGACCGAAAUAAAAUCGAUUCAUACUUAAAAAAAACCUCAAUUUCACCAUUAGCAAAAGUAUCCAAAUUGCAAUAAAAAUAUAAUCUAGUGAUUUUUUACUUUACUUAGUACUAAUAUUGAUAUUUGGAAGUUUGAACGAUUUAGAAUGUAUAAUUUCGAAAAAAAUUAUGUUUAAAUUCGAAAUUUCAAAAUUUCUGAAAAACUAUUGGAUAUAUAUAAAAAUUGAUAUAGAACAAAAAGUUAGGAUUUUUUCUAACAACAAUUUUGCUUUUUUAAAAUUUUUUGUAACUUCUAAAUUAACUUAGAUGUGACAUCACAAAUCGUACCCUAACGUAUGACUGAUACCAUUUUCGAACCCUUUAAACGUGGCCCUUAAAAAAAUAGAGGCUUAGAGAAAUUUAAAACGUUAGUAAAUUUAUAGGUUAUAAGAUUCCCUAUAAAUUUACGUUUCGUGAAUAAUUUUUUCAUUUAUUUGUCAUAAGGGAUUAUUUAUAGGGGUUAAAAAUUUUAAAUACAUAAUAUUCAAGUUAGAGAUAAAAAAUGCCAAUUUGAAAUAAAUUAAUCAAAAAAUUGUAUAAGUAUGUCUGUAAAUAUUUUCCGAAAUAGGGGAUGAUUUAUAGGGGUUGAAAAUUAUAAGUACAAAAUAUUAAAGUCAAAAUAGAUAAAAAGUUGUCCAUAUAAAAUAAAUCAUCAAAAAGAAUAAAUCUUUUUUUAUCAAUUUUUUUCGAAAUAAGGGAUGAAUACCUCAUUUUCAACUUGGUAGCCUGGGCUAAAUAUGAAUAUCAAAAAAAGGAAAAGACUUGAUUAGUUAAAUUUUCAAAAAUCUCCAUUGAAAUAUUAUAAGUUAUACAUUGAUUUAGAAUUUCAGAAUGUUAACAAUACAAUGUGUAAAAUAGUAUGACUAUUGAACACAUUUUAUUAACCAAUUUAUCAUUUUCUUUCUUUUGUUGUACUUCUCAUCAUUUAAUCAUUAUUUUUUACUAUUGGAUACCUUACUGUAUUUUUUGAGGUAAUUGUAAAUUUUUGAUGAUAUAUUUGUAUUUCAUUAAUUGAACUUUUGUAUUUUUCUAACCCAUUAUAAAAUUGUGCGGAUGGGGUUUAAACAAUUCAAUGUUAUGCUCGGUCUUCACUAAAUUUGGUUUGUUCUGUCUAUAUGAAUCGAGCCAAUCUGUUAAUUGGAAGCAAAAAAUUGUUAUCCAAUGAAGUAUUUUAUUUUUAACCCAGUAAAUUUAUGCAGUUUUAUGUAUAAUAAAAGAUAACAAAAAUGUUGGAAUGUGGAUAAAUAGUUCUUCAGAUUUUUAUAAUUUUUUUCUAAAUAAUCAAGAACAAUUUUCUUACUGCAAUAUUUGCUUCCAAAUUGUGUAAAAAAAUCUCGAUUAGAUAAAUCAGAACGUAACACAAUAUUAUGUAAACAUGACGAUUUUUUUAAAAUUUUUUGUUACUUAAAAAAGUAAAGUUUCCUUUUAUUUGAAACGCCAAAAAUAUAUAUUUAUCAUUAUAUUAGAAAAUAUAGUGAAACGUUUUGUUCCUUUUUUUGUACAUAUUUAUAAUUUUAGAUUUGGUCUCGUAGUUGCGACCGCUUAGAAUUAGUUGUGUUCAGUGCACGAUCUGGAUGCAUGGGAAAAGUUUUUUUUUUAGUUUUCGUUCUGCAUUAGUUUCUUAGAUGGAUUUUUACUCAUUGAAGGUUGUUUAACUAGAAAAAUCUGUAGAGGACAUAAUUUUAUAUAAAUUCAAUUACGGAAUAUACCUAAACGAAAUUUUUUUGAAUUCAAUUAACUCGGUAUAGCGACAUUUUUGUUUACUAUAUAGGUACGGUGGGGUAUGCGAUUAUUUUUGUUUUGAAAGUAGUGUUUGCUAAGACAAGAAGCAAAAAUCAUAGCUUUAGGAUGUAGAAAGUGGAAAUAAAUAUAUAAAUAAGCUGAGCAUAUAUUUACAAAUUUUUAUUGUUACAUUACAUGAGAAACAUAUAUCACAAGUAAUAAUUGAAUGCUUUAAGCAAACAAAUGUUUUACAUUCAACACAGUAGUAAAACGAUUUCCGAUCUUGUUACGUUCACAAAUUGAGCACCUGCCAGAUUUUUUUGCUUUUUUCCAGGUCUGUUUUCAGAGUUUUCGUGCCCAUUGUUGGGUAUUCCAGUUAAUUGUAAGAUAUUCGCUUGGAAUGUAGACCUCUAAGCAAUUUUCUACAAACAUCUCCAACAUUGCUCUUAUCUGCCACAUUGUAGAGCCAAUAAAAUCAUUAUCGUGUUCUUCAGAUUCAAUUAUAUCUUCAAUUAUUUCUUGUUCGGUGUCUGAGCCUACAGAUCUCUCAGUUACACGGUCUUCUUCUGCUUCUGAGCCCGAAAAACUUGCUUUUCCGAAAAGUAUAUAGCAUAUAAGAAAUAACGGCCUAAUAGAUAAAAAAAAAGAAGGUAGGGUGAGGUAUGUCACCAAAAUCUUAAUAAACACUAAACCUAUGGUGGGAUAUGAGGUGGACGCGGUAAUAAACAUGCAUAUAUUUCCAGUCUAUUGUCUACUGAAAUAAGCACGUUGCUGCACGUUAACAAGUAUAAAACGAAUAUACUCAAGAACUGUUAGUGUAUAUUAGCCGAUUGUUAUAGCAUUUUAAAGUUAGCUUUACCGAUGCCUGUUUAAUGAUGUUGAAAAUUGGGGGUUCAAUGAAUAUUUUUUCUAAAUGUUUAAUCUACAGUUAUUCUUGUUGAGCAGACCAAAAAGCAAACCUAACAUUUGAAAGUUAUUUUAAUUCAAUAAACAUGUACAAUAUGUAUUAAAUUUUUUUGUUAAACAAAUCCAUCUAGGAAUACAUAAACAAUAUUUAUCUACAUCUUGUACAUAACUUUAAAAAUUUGGUAUACGUACGAUGAAGUUUGAAAAUAAUUAUAAUAUUGUUUUUCGUUAUGCCAUAGAUAUAUGUAGUUUAAACAACGUGAAUCAAAUGUAUCACUCUUAACAACUGACUACUAAGAAAAUUCUUUCAUAAUUUGCUGCAUUUCAGUUUUGUGAAUUUUUUUAACUAAUCAAAAAUGAAAAUGAAAUAAUAGUUCGUUCUUUAUAGCUAAGUUCAAAAGUUUCUUAUUCAUUCAUCUUGUUUCUAUCAACUUACAUCGAAAUUAUUAAUUUUAGGCAUUUUUGUAUAUUUUUCUUGAAAUUUAUAGCAAGUUUGACUCCGAUGCUUAGAAUUAUGCCCUUUCAAAAUAGUAAACCAAAAAUACAGACGAUCUACUCACUCAUUAUUUCGCCUUUUCAAAUUUUUAGUCAUUACCAAAUAUUUAUUCAAUAAAUUAAUUGGAAUGUGGAAUUAGAACUACUUCUGAAAUCAUGUGGUUGUUACGUGACAAGCAGUUGCGCAAACUGAACGAAUUUUCGUAAAGUUAGUUACAUUUAUUACAUUCCCCAUUACGAGUUGGGGAGUUUAUAAACUAACCGGUAAAAUUGAAAUAAUUUAUCGUAUUUACCAAAUUCAGUGGUGGUUAUGUGUAAUUACCGGAAAUUUUAUAUAAUCACCGAAUAUAUUAGUUUUGCCGUAACAUAUACAUUUAAAAAAAAUGGAAAUGAAAUCCGGUUUUUCGACGUCUGAAUUUUUGGAGUUGGAAUUUUUGGAAAUAGAAAGAAGAUUUAAGCAUUUAGAAUUUUAAUAAAUGACAAACAACUUAAUGAUUGGAAUAAUUAAUGUAAUGAAAUAGUAAAAAAAUUAUAACAAAAUAGAUUAAAUAUUUUAAUCAUAUAAAGAAAUAGUAUUGUAGUUGUAUAACUUAUUUUUGUUUGUCACGGGAGUUUGAUACGUUUGGUUCAUUAGGUACAUUUUUUUAAUGACCAGAACACAUUUCAAAAUUUGCUGCAUGAAAAAGUUAUUGUUUUGUUUUUAAGGCUGUCAGUAAGUUUCUACAAUUUUUAUUUGUAUUUUUUCUCAAUAAAAUCAUUCUUAUAAUCAUACCUGACAGGUUUUGUUUAUUUUUUUUUGCGUUUUUUCAGCUUGUGUGCUUCUGUGAUUGUGUCUGUGGAUUUUCAAAACUUACUUAAUUAUAAAAUGAAAUGAGAAAAAUUUUUAAUUUAUUUUCAAAAAAGAAAGAUGCACAAUCUUCACUUUAUAAAUGAAGAUAGUUUCCCCAAACCAUAAUGGAUUUUCCAUAAAAUAAUGAGAAGCUGCUUUAGGCAUAUGGUUCGUUGGACGUUGAAGUACACAAACAUGCCUUAUAACCAGUGUAUUGAGAACAUCUGGACUCAUUUAUAGAGAAUGUACAUUCCCUGUCAGCUGAAUAUAUAGGAUAUUCCGUAUGAUUUCCCGUCACUGUAAGUUUUUUUCUUACUUGUUAAAGGCCGAAACCCGCUAGCAAUACGCCACGCCACGUUUCGAAUAUGUGUGCAUAUAUGUUUCCAUUUACAUCAGAGAAUUUUGAGUCGUCUCACGUGGA
This is a messenger RNA of Diorhabda sublineata, 7820 nucleotides long. It is a transcript of the gene crp, whose product is annotated as transcription factor AP-4. Gene Ontology annotation, molecular function: RNA polymerase II cis-regulatory region sequence-specific DNA binding; DNA-binding transcription factor activity, RNA polymerase II-specific; protein dimerization activity. The coding region runs from base 387 to 1475 and encodes 362 amino acids. The transcript has 6 exons. Gene Ontology annotation, cellular component: nucleus. The record is from RefSeq and is a predicted model, not a curated record. Gene Ontology annotation, biological process: regulation of transcription by RNA polymerase II. NCBI's taxonomy places the organism in Eukaryota, Metazoa, Arthropoda, Insecta, Coleoptera, Chrysomelidae.